Messenger RNA from Peronospora belbahrii, 2208 nucleotides. The record is from the annotation of a GenBank genome assembly. NCBI's taxonomy places the organism in Eukaryota, Oomycota, Peronosporomycetes, Peronosporales, Peronosporaceae.
AUGAAUUCUGAUGCAAAUGAUAGUAACUGCACAAACACAAGUCCUGUCUCUCUUUCCCCUCAUGCAAAACAUGUAGAGACAGUAUCAAAAACGCCAUUACAGAGCGUUCAAGAAAAAGCAGAACAUUUGUAUCCAGCUAUUAUUGAAUGGGCUCGUGGCUGUGAGUCUGUAGGUGUGACUGGGUCAUUUAAUAAUUGGGGGUCUCAACUUCUACUCAAGAAACAGAAAUUAUCGGAUGGCACGCCACUUUUUAGUGUAAAUCUCUGGUUGCCAGUGGGUACACAUUUAUUCAAAUUCUGUGUCGAUGGAGCAUGGCAAUAUGAUCCCGAAGUAACAUUUGCUCCCGAUGGGUAUGGGAAUCUCAAUAAUUUUAUCAAAAUUCGACCCAUUGUGGACCCACAGACCAAGGAAAAACCGUUACAACGAGCUAUUCGAACCAUCAUUCGAGACGCUACUGAUGGUCUACCGGUUAUGAAUCCACGGGCAAGUAAAGAGCUGAUGAAACUUCGACUGCAAACGUCUCCCGUGCAGCGACCGCUCCGGUCUCCGACUUAUGAACACCUGGAUCAACCGGAUCCAACACCAAGAGCUACGCCAUUGACAACUCCUCGAAAACCUCAAGAAACGGAAGAUUUAGAAUACGGCAUUGACGUGAGCGAGCGACGCACGAGCAAUCAUAGCUUACUAGGUAAUAUGACAAGACCUAGAGCUAGCACGUUAACUAGGUCUAAGAGCGAAGAAUUACUCAGUAAUGCAGUGUCGAGCAAUGCUUUGGCUGCUGCCGAGAUGGCGCCCAAGUAUGUGAACUAUAUGGACGACGUCAUCACCAACUCAGUGCUACUAGCAGCGACGACUCAACACUUUGGCGGAGACCUGGUCACACAUGAACACAAUACUCGUGCUCAAUUAGGUGGACAUCGCUCUGUGCUGGUGAGUGGUCCGCACACUGCAAAGCAGACGGCUCCGCAGCAGCGCAGCGGUGGCAAGCUGAUUAUAUUUCUUGUAGGCCUGCCUGGUCGUGGCAAGACGUACAUUGGACACAUUCUGGCGCGUCAUCUGACGUGGAUGGGGCACCACUCACGCACGUUUAACACUGGAGAGUAUCGUCGGCGACUUGUUGGAUCGAAUGUAAACCACGUGUUUUGGGAUCCGUUGAACGAAGAAUCAUUUCAGAUUCGUACUGGUCUCGCCAAGAAAUGCCUGGACGACUCAAUUGCCGCACUAGAGAGCAACGAUUGCGACUGCGUUAUUUUUGAUGCUACAAAUGUGACGCGCAAACGUCGUCAGAUGUUGCUGAACGAGGUACACUCGCGCUACAAGUGCGAGAUGAUGUUUAUCGAAUCCGUGUGCGAUGACCCGGAUCUCAUCGCUUCGUCAAUCAAUGAGAUGAAGCUGAACUCGGCUGAUUACGCGGGUAAGACGAUGGAAGAGGCUGCUGAAGACUACAAUAGCCGCAUUAACCACUACCAGUCACUGUACGAACCGCUUGCCGCACAUCUCGAGGGUGCACCAUUUAUCAAGAUCAUUGAUGUAGGCCGCCAAAUUUUCUGCAACCAGGUGUACGGCUACUUGCAGUCGCGUAUUAUGUUCCUAAUGGCCAACUUAAACUUGAAGCCACGACCGAUCUGGUUGAGUCGUCACGGCGAGAGUAUGUACAACAUGCAGAAGCGUAUUGGUGGCGAUUCGCCUCUUAGUCCUCUAGGUGUGCAGUAUGCCGAACAACUAGACCGGUUUGUUGACGCAUAUUAUCCAACGCCUGACACAGAACUGGCAGUAUGGACGUCGACGAUGCUACGUACGGGAAUGACAGUGGAACGAAUUGCGGCUCGUGGGCGAUCGAUUGUGAAGUGGAAGCAGCUAGAUGAGAUCGAUGCCGGUAUAUGUGAUGGCAUGACAUAUGAGCAGGUAGCUGAGGAGAUGCCAGAGGAAUAUUUGGCACGCAAGAACAACAAACUACACUAUCGCUAUCCGCGUGGCGAGUCAUAUCAGGACGUGAUCCAUCGUCUCGAGCCGGUGAUCACGGAGCUGAUGCGGAUGGGUAAGCCUGUGCUGAUCGUGGCGCACCAGGCUAUACUUCGUGUAUUGUACGCUUAUCUUACAAACAAGUCUCCGCACGAGUGCCCCACGCUCAAUAUCCCAUUACACGUGGUCAUUCAAGUCACCCCCAAGGCUUACAAUUGUGAGGAAGUGUGGCAUCGUCCUAUGUAA